This is a messenger RNA of Stegastes partitus (bicolor damselfish), 431 nucleotides long. RefSeq names its product myosin, light polypeptide 3, skeletal muscle (gene mylz3). The record is from RefSeq and is a predicted model, not a curated record. Gene Ontology annotation, cellular component: contractile muscle fiber; myosin II complex. The coding region runs from base 72 to 431 and encodes 119 amino acids. The transcript is spliced from 4 exons. Gene Ontology annotation, molecular function: calcium ion binding. NCBI's taxonomy places the organism in Eukaryota, Metazoa, Chordata, Actinopteri, Pomacentridae.
GACCACUCUGUCUUGGGACUUCGGCUUCUCAUCUUCUUUUCUUUCCGCUCCUCCAGCUCCUACUCUCCAACAUGACGGAGUUCACACCGGACCAGAUUGAAGACUUCAAGGAGGCUUUCGGUCUCUUUGACAGAAUUGGUGACAGCCAGGUGGCCUACAACCAGGUGGCCGAAGUCAUGCGCGCCCUGGGCCAGAACCCCACCAACAAGGACGUUACAACGAUUCUCGGCAACCCAUCUGCUGACGACAUGGCCAACAAGAGGCUCAACUUCGACGCUUUCCUGCCCAUGCUGAAGCAGGUGGACGCCCUGCCCAAGGGAACCUACGACGACUACGUUGAGGGUCUGCGCGUCUUCGACAAGGAGGGCAACGGCACAGUCAUGGGCGCUGAGCUGCGCAUCGUGCUGUCCACCCUGGGUGAGUCCCCCUAA